Molecule: messenger RNA, 636 nt
Organism: Sardina pilchardus (European sardine)
Lineage: Eukaryota; Metazoa; Chordata; Actinopteri; Clupeiformes; Clupeidae
Product: dual specificity protein phosphatase 13A-like
Exons: 3
Coding region: 1-555 (184 amino acids)
Biological process (GO): protein dephosphorylation; negative regulation of MAPK cascade
Cellular component (GO): cytoplasm
Molecular function (GO): MAP kinase phosphatase activity; protein tyrosine/serine/threonine phosphatase activity
Source: RefSeq, a predicted model, not a curated record
AUGUCUGUGGACACAGCUCAAGACAAACUAUGUACAUCAGCCGAGACUCCAUCUGUAAAAGAACUAGAACGAUUUUUUUACUCUGGAAGAAGGACAGGAAAUCAUGUGGAUGAAGUUUGGCCUAAUUUGUUCAUUGGGGACAUGUCCAUUGCCAAUGACCGCUAUGGCUUGUGGAAGCUGGGCAUCACCCACGUUCUGAACGCUGCCCAUGGGAAGAUGCACUCUCAGGGGAGUCACCAAUUUUACGGGUCGACCGUGGAGUACCACGGGGUUCCCGCCGACGACUCCCCAUCCUUUAAUCUUUCACGCUAUUUUCAGUCCUCAGCUGAUUAUAUUCACCAGGCGCUGAACUCACCCGGAGCUAGGGUCAUUGUCCACUGUGCUGUAGGGGUCAGCAGAUCAGCCUCCCUGGUUCUGGCCUACCUAAUGAUCCAUCACCAUUUCACGCUGGUGGACGCCGUCAGGAAAGUCAUGGAAGGCAGGUGGAUUUUCCCAAACAGAGGAUUCCUCAAGCAGCUCAGGGCUCUGGAUAUGCGCUUACGCGAGCAACAGUGACGAUGAGGUUUUCAGUCACACCAAACCGGAAGGAAUCAGCCCUAUAGGCCAAAAUAAUGCACAUCCAAUGGCUUGUAUAAG